Messenger RNA from Aegilops tauschii subsp. strangulata, 1223 nucleotides. RefSeq lists its product as uncharacterized. Lineage: Eukaryota; Viridiplantae; Streptophyta; Magnoliopsida; Poales; Poaceae. The record is from RefSeq and is a predicted model, not a curated record.
GUAGUAGUAGAGAGAGAGAGAGAGAGAGAGAGAGAGAGAGAGAGAGAGAGAGAUGGAACAUGGAAGCUUUAGGAGACGGGAGGAGGGCCGCGAUCUACUUACUCGAUCCAAGAGUUUCACCACCCUCUCAUGCAUUCCCCCCACAAUCAUUUGCGCCACCCCAUUUGCACUGCCCUUCUCUCUCUCUCUCUCUCUCUCUCUCUCUCUCUCUCUCAUGGCCUUUGCUUGUUGCCUGCAUCUAAUUCUGUUCCUUGCUUGCUUCUCCUUUACUUACUAUUUAGCUACUCCCCCAUCUCCUCUCCUCUCCGCUCCUGCCUCCUCCCUCCUCGUCCUUCACGCUACUACUACAAAAGACCAUGCACAAGCAAGCAGAGUCACAUCACACCACUGGCUAGCGCCGCAGCUCAGGCAAUCCGAUCGCUCCCAUAAACUAUUUCUUGGAUCCCUUGAGAGAGGAUCUAGAGCAGCAGCAGUGGGAUCUGCGCGCGCAGCAGCUUCGAUGGGCCUCGACGUCGCGGAAAUAUCCGAAUUGGCGGCGCUCCAGCCGAUCCAGACGGCCGUGGGCGGCGCGCGGGGCACGGGAGGGCCGAUGGCGGACGAUGGCGCUCCCGCCGCCGACACGGGCUGCGUCACACCGAAGGCAUCCAUGGCGAGCGGCUCCAUGGCCAUGCUGCCCAUUGCGCCACUGCAGCAAGACGACGGCAUCGACGUUGGCUUCGCCACGCCGCUGGCCACGGCCACGGGUGGAGAAAUUGGGCCGCGAGACGGCUGCGGAGCGGGGGCCAAUGCCGGCGACGAGGGCAGCUUCACCACGCCGACGACGGCCGACAGCGCGCUGGUGCCGGCCACGGUGUGCCCGCCUGCGCCGCGGAAGUCGGCGCCGGUGCCAACGAGGAAGCGUGCGCCGCUGCAGCAGCGGCUCUUUUUCUACCCGGUGCCGCACGAUCUGACCACCGUCUUCGUCGCCGUGCCGCAGCGCCCGCCGCCUGCCAAGAAGAUGCGGGCGCACAUGGUGGAGUCAUCCGUGCCUACGUGAAAGUGUGAGAGACGCACGUACAUUCCCUCAGUGUCUUGUAAAUGCAGUUCAGCACUUCACAUGCAUGGUGGGGAAUGCUGCAAACUGGUAGUACUACAUACGUACAAACUAAGUCAUCAGUUGUACAUAAUUUAGAAAUGCAACAAUGUAGGAGUUCGACAUCAAUGUUCAACGCAACAAAAUGAAA